CCUGAAGUAGGACGCAGUUCACACCUCAAACAUUAAUUAAUUUCUGAGCAAUGAGAGCUAACAAAAUAAAUGUGUCUUGAUUUUCAGUAGAGCUUGAGGUCUGUUGUGUUCUGAAGCUUCCACGUACACAAUUAUGUUCUAUAAUAUAACACUGUGAAUGUAUUCUGCUAGGUGAAGGCGGAGCUUAAAUGAAUGUUCUGGUUACUCAGUGUUCAGUGGCAUCAUGUUUUUGUUCUGCUUUGUUUUUUUUCUUCCCCAAAGACUUUUAUUCUGUAGGGAAUUUUGUCUGGGAGCAAACCCAAAUGUUGGCAUUUCAAAUGGAUUUGGAAGUCAUGUAUUCGGACAGCUUCUGGGCCGGGAACAGUUUCAUGGCUUGGGAUCGAUGUACUGCAGAGGAGCAGCUGCCGUCAUCCUGACGUAUGACGUGAACAGCCUGCAGAGCCUGGCGGAGCUGGAGGACAGGUUCCUGGCACUGACAGACAGCGCCAGUGCUGACUGCAUCUUUGCUAUCGUUGGGAAUAAAGUGGACCUCAGCGAUGACUGUGCUUCGCCACCUGAUGAAAACAGACCUGAGAAGGCCGUUGCCGGCUGCAGCUCAAAGGUGCGGAAACAAGUCCGCGUGGAGGAUGCGAUUGCGCUCUACAAGAAGAUACUGAAAUACAAAAUGCUGGAUGAGAAGGAUGUUCCAGCAGCUGAGAAAAUGUGCUUUGAGACCAGUGCGAAAACAGGAUAUAAGGUGGACUACCUCUUUGAAACUGUGUUUGACAUGGUCGUACCAAUAAUCGUACGGCAGAAAGCUGAGGGGCCAUCGCAGACUGUAGACAUUACUGACUACAAACCGGCCAAAAGGACAAAAUCUGGGUGUUGUGCCUGAAAGUGAUGUGGCAAAAAAAGGGGGAGGGACUGCCCACUGUGGCAAACAGAGGAGCGUUUGCAGCACACCAGAGAGGAAAAAGCAAAGAAAAAAUAGACUGUAAUGGCUUACAACCCCUAAACAAAACAGAAAAAGCACCACGGAGUUUCCUGAGCAUUAAAUGUUUCUGAGAAACUCUGUUUAUGAGAAUGGGAGUGAAAUGAUGGAGGACGUACCAGUUUCCAAGGGCUUUGAAGGCAACUUCUGUUGGUACAUUUGAUAGUGACAAUCAUUUGAACAGUUUAGAAGAAGUCUUAUUUUUUAAUGACUCGCCACUUCAUGUUACGUGAAAACGAUCUAUUUGUAUAAUCUAUGCAGCUUUCAAAUGGUUAUCAUCUUUUCCCUUGUGAUUCUGACUUUGGAGGAUAGAAUGCACGGUACCUUUUUUAUUCUUAAAAAAAGAAAAGAAAAUCCAGGUAUAAUUUAUAUAUGUAGCUAAUAAAGAAAUUACUGUCAGGUCCAGCAUUGUAAGAUUCUGAAGCUGUGCUAUUAAAAUCACUGUGGAUAUGUACUGUUAA
Molecule: messenger RNA, 1431 nt
Organism: Lagopus leucura (white-tailed ptarmigan)
Lineage: Eukaryota; Metazoa; Chordata; Aves; Galliformes; Phasianidae
Gene: RAB20
Product: RAB20, member RAS oncogene family
Exons: 2
Coding region: 224-874 (216 amino acids)
Biological process (GO): intracellular protein transport; regulation of vacuole fusion, non-autophagic
Cellular component (GO): fungal-type vacuole membrane; late endosome; vacuole
Molecular function (GO): GTP binding; GTPase activity
Source: RefSeq, a predicted model, not a curated record